AUGGAUGAGCAUGUAGCAGCUUUGCACACUGCUACUAACGCUUUGCAGGCAUUAGGAAGGGGUUUUGAUGUUAAUUUUGAUACUAGGUUGCUUUAUUGUAAAGGUGUUUCAGGUUCUAGGGUGGUUGAGAUUGAUGAACAGUUUCAAAGGGAUUUGUGUUUGUAUGAUGAUGUUGUUGUUCCCAAGGUUUCAAGGGAUAUUAGAGCCUUUGGUGAAUCUAUGGGAAGGCAGAGUUCUGGUGUCUGCAGUUUUCAAGAGAUGGUAGAUUAUUUCAAUCAUAAGGCAGAUAUACCCGGGAGUAAUCCUCUCGGGAGCUUCAACUCUGCAUUUAGCUUUACUGGUUCAAAACAUGUUGAUGCUGCAGCUACAAAAACCUUGUCUUCUGACAUGUUUUACAUUCCCCUUGCAAAGGUUCAGCUUCAAAAAUCGAACUUAACGUUGCAAGAAAAUGUCAAAAGGGCUAUCCCGAUCAAUUGGGAUCCACCUUCCUUGGCAAGCUUCAUUGAAACUUUUGGGACACAUAUCAUUACAUCGAUAACUAUUGGCGGUAAAGAUGUUAUAUACGUCAAGCAACACCACACUUCACCUUUUUCAAAGUUGGAAAUAAAAAAUUAUAUUCAGGAUAUUGGAAAUCAAAGGUUCUCUGACAUCAAUAGCCACACAAGUUCAGGUCAAACAAAAUCCAAGGAUAAGGGCGUUGAACCGUUUUCAUUCAAUAGCCAAGGGAUUUACCCUCAACCUACAACUGCAACAUAUUAUACCGGGAAAGAAGAUGUCACAGUCAUAUUUAGAAGAAGAGGAGGUGACGAUUUGGAACAAAACCACCGUGUAUGGUUAACAACCGUCAAGUCCUCCCCCGAUAUAAUAGAGAUGGCUUUCUGUCCCAUAACAGAUCUCCUUGACGAUAUACCGGUCAAGGAGCAUUUGACUCGCACAAUUGGUCUUUAUCUUGAAUAUAAACCUCCAAUUGAAGAACUUAGAUACUUCCUAGAGUUUCAGAUUCUCCGUGUUUGGGCUCCUUUACAUGACAGGGUUGCCGGUCAACAACGGAAGGAACCUGUUUGCCCGUCUUUACAAUUCAGCAUAAUGGGACAAAAGCUAUAUGUCAGUCAAGAACAGAUUACAGUUGGACGUAGACCAGUAACCGGCUUACGUCUCUGUCUCGAAGGAAGCAAACAGAAUCGGCUGAGUGUGCAUAUUCAACACUUGGUAUCCCUUCCAAAGAUUCUCCAGCCAUAUUGGGACAGCCAUGUAGCUAUUGGUGCUCCGAAGUGGCAGGGACCCGAGGAACAAGAUAGCCGGUGGUUUGAACCGGUUAAGUGGAAGAAUUUUUCUCACGUCAGCACCGCGCCUAUCGAGAAUCCAGAAACCUUCAUUGGAGACUUCUCCGGCGUCUUCAUAGUCACUGGAGCACAGCUUGGAGUAUGGGAUUUCGGAUCACGGAACGUCCUUUACAUUAAGCUCUUAUAUUCAAGGUUACCCGGUUGCACCAUCAGAAGAUCACUUUGGGAUCACGUACCGAACACACCGCAAAAAACUGCAAUUUCCGGAAACUCUUCGAAUGCAGCCAACACAACGAGCUCAGGUUUGAGAGAAAACAACGCCACAACGAACAAGUUAGCGAAGUACGUUGAUUUGUCCGAAAUGAGCAAAGGACCUGAAGAUCCUCCUGGUCACUGGUUAGUUACUGGCGGAAAGCUCGGUGUCGAAAAAGGGAAAAUCGUUUUGCGGUUGAAAUACUCAUUGCUUAAUUACUGA
Molecule: messenger RNA, 1758 nt
Organism: Vicia faba (fava bean)
Lineage: Eukaryota; Viridiplantae; Streptophyta; Magnoliopsida; Fabales; Fabaceae
Source: the annotation of a GenBank genome assembly